AAUAAGUAUAAAUAUAAAAUGGAUAACUUAGAUGUAAACACUAAAUUUAAGAUUAUUUCUACAAAUUUAAGUAGUAUACCAAGCUAUGAUGGAAAUGCAGAUGCUCUUUUAAGUUUUGUACAAAGAAUUGAUUUAAUGAUACCCAUAUUAGAAUCAUUCCCUAUAGAGUUUAAAAUUUUGCUUAUGGGUAAUAUUAAAGACAAAAUAAUUGGAAGUGCAAGAAGAUCAAUUCUAAUUAAUGGCAAUGUAGAUACCUGGCCGGAAAUAAAGAAAAUUUUAGUUGAUAAUCACGGCGAACAAAAAUCUGUUGAUGAGUUAAUUGAUAAAAUAAGAUCUUGUCGGUGUGAUUCAACUAUAGAAAAUUUUUAUAAUAAUCUAAAUGCUUUAUUAUGUCGCUUAAAUAAUGCUCUGUAUUUUAGUUAUAACAAUUCCUUAGAAAUUAAUUGUGAAAGUAAUGGCCGAAUUGCUCUCAAUUCUUUCAAAUAUGGAUUACCGGAGCCUGUUAGGAGUAUUAUUGUGAGCAGGAAUCCGAAAAAUUUAAAAGACGCGUAUGACAUAAUAAAAUCCAAUGGGUAUCUGAAAUAUAACAAUAAAAAAUAUUGUGAUCAUGUUACACAUAUAACAUGCAGCCAUUCAAAUUUUCAACAAAAUAAUAAUAAAGAUAGUAUUAGACAAAAUUUCAACAACAAUAAUGAUAGACAAUUUCGUAAUAGUAGUAGGCAAAACUACAACAGUAAUGACAGUAAAUCUUACUAUAACAAAUAUAAUGGGCAAAAUUUUAACAAGAACAACAGUGGACAACCUUACAACAACAAUACAACAUUCCAGCAGCGUCAUUCAAACGAUAGUCAAAAUUUUUCAUCACAGCCGAUGUUUAGCGAUGAAGACGUUAAUGCAGAAAGCGAAUCAAAUGAAGAUGAAUAUAGCGAUAGCGUAGGAGAUAUCACGUCCGAAUCAGAUUCCGAUUGCGAAUGUGACUAA
Messenger RNA from Anastrepha obliqua, 981 nucleotides. RefSeq names its product probable ATP-dependent RNA helicase ddx42. Bases 19 to 981 code for a protein of 320 amino acids. NCBI's taxonomy places the organism in Eukaryota, Metazoa, Arthropoda, Insecta, Diptera, Tephritidae. The record is from RefSeq and is a predicted model, not a curated record. The transcript has 2 exons.